AUGGCAGAAGGAACGCGUGGUGCAAUUAAAGGUCAGCAAGAUGCAUCUCAUAAACUUUAUGAAGCAGUACAAUUACAGCUUCAACAUCAUCAGCACUCUAUCACGGGGAUAACAAAAAGGUUAGAUCAACUUUCUGAUAUGUUGAGAUCUGUUGUGGAAACUGUGAAUGAAAUGUCUCGUAGUGAUAGGGAGGUGUCUCGAGAUAGAGAUCAACCUCCUAGGAAUCAUGAGGAAAGAUGUGGGUUUCAGAAAGAGUUUAGGUUGGAUUUUCCUCGUUUUACUGGUCUUGAUCCUGCGGGAUGGAUCUUUAAAGCUAAUCAAUACUUUGAUUGCUUUCAAGUACCUUUUCAUCAGAAAUUAAUGGUGGCAUCACACCAUAUGGAGGGUGAGGCAUUGGUGUGGUACCAAAAUGCCUUGGAUUCGGGCCAAUUUAAUUCUUGGGAGACCUUGGUGGUGGCUAUGCCAGGCAAAUUUGGACCAUCAGCAUUUGAUGAUCUGAUGGAGGCCUUAAUGAGAUUAAAACAGACUAGUUCUGUUAGUCUCUAUACCACACAAUUUGAGGCACUGUCUAACAGGUUGAAAGGUUUAUCUGAUAGACAUAAAAUGAGCUGUUAUAUCAGUGGGCUGAAAGAUGACAUUAGAGUCCCUGUCAAAAUGUGUAAUCCAAUGAACUUAGGGGCUGCUCUUGGCUUGGCCAAGUUACAAGAAGAGUAUGUUUUGUCUUCAAGGAAACCUUGGAGGCCAAAUCCUCAUUUUGCUGAGAAAUGGCCAGUUAAUCAAAAUACACUUAAAGACUUUAGUGAUGAAGGGAUCAAGAAUGCUCUUCCCUGGAAGAGAGUGAAUGCUUCUCACAUGGAUGAGAAGAGGAGGAAAGGGUUAUGUUUUCAUUGUGAAGAGAAAUGGAACCCGAAUCAUGUUUGUAAGAAGACUAAGGUUUACUUUAUUCAAGGAGAUGUUGAUGACUUACAUCAGUCUGAUGGUGAAGGGCCUCUGUGUAUUGAAAAUGGUGAACAAGAUCCUAUAGAUGUUGAUGCCUUAGAAGUAUCUGUCAAUGCUAUUUCUGGCUCUAUCAGUGUGAAUGCUAAGAGACUGCAUGGGUGUGUAGGUUCUUGUGCUGUUGAAAUCCUAGUAGACUCUGGGAGCACACAUAAUUUUGUGGAUCUCUUAGUAGUCAAGGAUGCUAAAUUGAUGGCUCAUCAAGCCUCUACUUUGCAAGUUAGAGUGGCCAAUGGAGAAAAACUUUUGAGUCAAGGCAGUGGUUGUGAUGUUGUCCUCGGGGUUCAAUGGUUGAAGACCUUGGGCUCUAUUACUUGGAAUUUUGUUGAUAUGUCUAUGCAAUUCGAGUGGGGUGGUCAAAUGUUGUUGCCUGUGAAGCAGCAACAGGUAGAAGUUUGUGUAGAAAGACCAAUGAUUGACUUACUUGAAGAGUUCAGUGAUUUGAUGAACCUGUUGGCUUGCCCCCAAGAAGAGCUUUUGACCAUCCAAUCAACCUCAAGGAGGGGAUUUCUCCUAUUUCAGUUCGACCCUACAGAUGAAUUACUUGAUGAAUUAUUUGGGGCUAGAAUUUUCUCAAAGAUGGAUUUAAGGGUUGGAUACCACCAGAUUCGUGUGAGAGAGGGAGAUAUUCCAAAGACAGCCUUUCGAACCCAUGAGGGCCAUUAUGAGUUUCUAGUGAUGCCAUUUGGACUCACUAAUGCCCCUGCUACUUUUCAAGGUUUAAUGAACCACAUUUUCAAGCCUUUUUUGAGAAGGUUUGUCUUGCAUACUCUUUAUGCAAAAAUGUCGAAGUGCAAAUUUGGAGUGCAAGAGGUUGAGUAUUUAGGCCACAUCAUAAUUGGGGAAGGAGUAAAAAUAGAUCCAGCCAAGACUGCAGCUAUGGUUAAUUGGCCUGUUCCUAAAACUUUGAAGUCCUUGAGAGGAUUUCUAGGAUUAACGGGCUACAACAAGAAAUUUAUAAGAGCUUAUGGGACUAUAGCAGCUCCUUUAACAGCUUUAUUGAAGAAAAAUUCUUUUUGCUGGAAUGAUAAGGCUGCUGUUGCAUUUGAAUUGUUGAAAGCAGUUGUUACCAAUCCUCCUGUGUUGAGCUUACCUGAUUUCACUAAAGUCUUUACCAUCGAGUGUGAUGCUUCUGUGGAUUAUAAGAAGGGCAAGGAAAAUCUGGUUGUUGAUGCCCUUUCCAGAAAAUAUGAGGAAGAACAAGCUGUGGUGGCUAUGAUUUCUUUUCCCACUCCCUUGUGGAUUGAAGAACUUAAGCAGAGUUAUUCUUAUUUUCCUGAUUAUGUUGAUUUGGUUCCUAAAUUGCAGCAAGGGCAGCAAGGUCCAAAACAUUUCUCUACUCAGCAAGGGUUGUUACUCAGAAAGGGCAAAAUAGUUGUGAUGACUCCUUUCGAGGCUCUUUAUGGUUAUGGUCCACCUAAACUCAUCUCUUAUGUGCCUGGCAUUUCCUCUAAUCAUGCUGUGGAUCAGUAG
Juglans microcarpa x Juglans regia is the source of this 2469-nucleotide messenger RNA. RefSeq lists its product as uncharacterized. Bases 1 to 2469 code for a protein of 822 amino acids. The transcript has 7 exons. The record is from RefSeq and is a predicted model, not a curated record. NCBI's taxonomy places the organism in Eukaryota, Viridiplantae, Streptophyta, Magnoliopsida, Fagales, Juglandaceae.